This is a messenger RNA of Periophthalmus magnuspinnatus, 1442 nucleotides long. RefSeq names its product 4-hydroxyphenylpyruvate dioxygenase a (gene hpda). Bases 83 to 1270 code for a protein of 395 amino acids. The transcript is spliced from 14 exons. Gene Ontology annotation, molecular function: metal ion binding; lactoylglutathione lyase activity; 4-hydroxyphenylpyruvate dioxygenase activity. Gene Ontology annotation, cellular component: endoplasmic reticulum membrane; Golgi membrane. Gene Ontology annotation, biological process: L-tyrosine catabolic process. Lineage: Eukaryota; Metazoa; Chordata; Actinopteri; Gobiiformes; Gobiidae. The record is from RefSeq and is a predicted model, not a curated record.
UUAUCAGGUCAGUCUUUAUCUGCAAUCUAGCACUGAUUUAGAUCUUUCAUUUUUUGGACAUUGAAGCCUACUUCAUUUGAUCAUGACAAGCUACACAGACAAAGGAGAGAAGCACAAACAGGGAAGGUUUCUGAGGUUUCAUCAUAUCACCUUUUGGGUUGGCAAUGCUAAACAGGCAGCCUCGUUCUACUGUGAUAAAAUGGGAUUUGAACCUUUGGCCUACAAAGGCCUGGAGACUGGGAACCGAGAUGUGGCUGGACACGUGAUCAGACAGGACAAGAUCAUAGUAGUAUUUGAAUCUGCACUUAAUCCUGGGAAUAAAGAAAUGGGUGACCAUUUACUAAAGCAUGGGGAUGCAGUCAAAGACAUUGCUUUUCAAGUGGAAGACUGCGAUUUUUUGAUUAAGACAGCAAAGGAGAGAGGGGCAACAAUUGUGAAGGAGCCCUGGGUUGAGGAGGACAGUCAUGGCAAAGUCAAGUACGCUGUGGUUCAAACGUAUGGAGACACAACUCACACAUUUGUUGAGUACCUGGGACCAUACAAGGGUCUUUUCCUGCCUGGAUUCAAAGAGCCCCUGUUCAAGGAUCCCCUAUUACAAAAACUUCCCCCAGGGGGUUUGAGGUUUAUUGAUCACAUUGUGGGAAACCAGCCAGAUGACCAAAUGGUGCCAAUUUCAGACUGGUAUCAGAAGUGUUUGCUGUUCCACCGGUUUUGGUCCAUUGACGAUAAGCAGAUCCACACACAGUUCAGCGCUCUCAGGUCUAUAGUGGUGACAAACUAUGAAGAGACUAUCAAGAUGCCCAUUAAUGAACCAGCACAGGGGAAAAAGAAGUCACAAAUCCAGGAGUAUGUUGACUAUAAUGGAGGCCCUGGUGUGCAGCACAUUGCCCUCAACACAAGCAACAUUAUUGAAAGUAUCAUGAACCUGCGUGCCCGGGGGAUGGAGUUCCUUGCUGCACCUGACACGUACUAUGACACCCUACGGGAGAAACUCCGAACUGCCAAGAUCAAGGUGAAGGAGGACCUGAAAGUAUUACAGGAACUGAAAAUCCUUGUUGAUUUUGAUGACAAGGGAUACUUGCUUCAAAUCUUCUCCAAACCUGUCCAGGAUCGGCCCACCCUCUUCCUGGAGGUCAUUCAGCGGUACAACCACUAUGGCUUCGGAGCAGGAAAUUUCAAGUCGCUGUUUGAGGCCAUAGAGAAAGACCAGGACGCCAGAGGCAACCUGACUGCACUGACAGCAGACGGCCGGAGUAAUGCUUUUGACUGAGCACUAUACUACUACAACAACACCUACUACUACAACUACUAUUUCUACUACUACUGGGGGUGGGACAAAAAUAUUAUAUCACAAUUUUCUUGAAGACAGACCAAAAUUUAGAUUUUACACAAUUCGUGUAGUAGCUUUAUAAGUUGUAAAUAAAUGAAUCCGCUUGUUCUAA